AUGGCCGACUGGGCACACCAAGCUUCCCAAAUGGCAAACAUAUUCGCCAGCGCUUAUCUUACGAUUGCAGCUUCCGGGGCAGAAAAUGGCAACCAAGGACUUUGGAAUCGGGUGAAAAUGGCCAAGUUCACUAAGCCAUAUGGUAACUCAGAUUACACCGUUUGUGUCCGCGAGCGGUUUGAUCACGAACUUCACUUUGAGCAUGAGCACGAGGCUCGAAAUAGGCAACUUUCCACUCGAGGCUCUGAGUUGACAUUGCGAAAGCGCGCUUGGUGUCUGCAAGAAGAGCUACUUUCUAAGCGAGUUGUUCACUUCACGCGCCAGGAAAUCGUGUUCGUUUGUCUCGAAGCAACAAUAUGCGAAUGCAUACCUUUCUGGGAGAACCGAUUCAAGCUAAUACUUCACUUCGGCAACGACAGUAUAUAUAAAACCGAAAGCUGGUGUGAGCUAGUCCGGAUCUAUUCGGGACGGAAUAUCACUUUCUGGCAAGACAGACUUCCUGCCCUGUCUAGCUUGACAAAUUACUUCGAAAAAGAUGCCGGUCAGUAUCUCGCCGGUCUUUGGGAAGCUCAGUUGCCUGCAUGCAUACUUUGGUUCACAAUCCAUGGUCGUCGUGCUAAGCCGCCAAAUCCUUCGAUAUGCAGUCCACUAUCGUGGUCAUGGGCAUCCAUCGAAGGUGGUAUCAUUGACUUUGAAGAGCAAAACCCGCCUGAUUUAGAAGGGUGGGAUAAGAAAGGAUUUUGGUGGAUAAGGUCUGUUACAGAUAUCAUUGAGGGUGUGGUCUAUCCCAGUACUAGCGACCCCAGAGGCAUGGUGUCUGGAGGUUACAUGACUCUGGUAGCGCCAAUGCUGCCGCUCAGGAGUAUUGCCCGCUAUUGUGUAAACUCCGAUGGAUCCGACUGGCGGCAUGAGCCACAUCUCAUCUUCCAGCCUGGUUGGGCUCCACAGAGCAAUGAUGGAUGGCUAAAAGAUAGCCUCGUCUUCUGCAACUUCGAUGAAGCAGCCAGCUUGUUGGAGAUGCCUAAAAAUAACCGUUUCGAUGGUAAUUUGGUAUUUUUCGUCUUGAGAAUUAUUCAGUCCUUUGUUCAAACUGUUGAGUCGCAGAAGUGUCACUGCGAAGGAUUGGUGCUUAGGCAACUUACGCACCUUGACGAGACUCAAGAAAAGUCAAUGAAAGGACGUGAGAGUGAGCCGGCAUAUGCUAGAGUCGGAAUAGGCCGCAUGGAUGUUGAUAAGACGGAGAUUGAGGAAGUUGUGGAAAAGCUUACGUAG
Messenger RNA from Pyrenophora tritici-repentis Pt-1C-BFP, 1272 nucleotides. RefSeq lists its product as uncharacterized. The record is from RefSeq and is a predicted model, not a curated record. Lineage: Eukaryota; Fungi; Ascomycota; Dothideomycetes; Pleosporales; Pleosporaceae.